UUACAGUUGACAACUCAGAUUUGUACAACUUGAAUCGGAGAUCAGAAGAAGUUGAAGUUGACAACUCAGAUCUCUACAAUUUGAAUCAUCCGGUGUCAGGUGUCAUGGUAAGAGACUCACAAUACAAAAAUUACAGUGAUCUGACUCCAACCAUCACCACUGCUUCUUCAUUACCUCUGAAUAUGAGAAACAAAAAGCCAGAAGACGCCAGCAACCCAUAUGAAGACGUAAGUUCUGGAGAAAAAUCAAAGCCAAAACCGCUUGCUCCCCAGAAGCCUAAACCUGUUGCAAAACCUAAACCACAACCAAAAAACAAUGCACCUGAUCAAACCUAUGCCAUGGUUGUCAAAGUGCCCAAAUCUGACAAACCAUUUGCUGUCGAAGAAGACAAAGAUGAGUUUUUCUUGGAUCCAUCCCUACAACCAGAGAUACCAGAAAAGAAUUUUGAGAAUCCUUAUGAAGAUACAAACAGUGAGAAGAUCAAAGAGAAGAAAUCAUCUGAAAGGAAGAAGAAAAAUGGUAAGUAUGAGUUAAAGGAUCAGCUGUUGUCAGUGCAGAAAGUUGAGUGCUUUCAUACUUAA
Candidula unifasciata is the source of this 581-nucleotide messenger RNA. NCBI's taxonomy places the organism in Eukaryota, Metazoa, Mollusca, Gastropoda, Stylommatophora, Geomitridae. The record is from the annotation of a GenBank genome assembly.